This is a messenger RNA of Ruditapes philippinarum (Manila clam), 779 nucleotides long. RefSeq lists its product as uncharacterized. The transcript has 6 exons. The record is from RefSeq and is a predicted model, not a curated record. Lineage: Eukaryota; Metazoa; Mollusca; Bivalvia; Venerida; Veneridae. The coding region runs from base 95 to 676 and encodes 193 amino acids.
AAAUAGCUGGAAGUGUUAAUACAAAAUCAACAUUUUAGGAAAUAUUUCCAAAUUCUAGCGAAAGAUACAAAGUAACAAGGUCAGAUAUCGCAUAAUGAUGAGCCUGGUUUUACUCAGUAUUACCCUAGCCGUUUUGUUGGUGGAUUCCUCUAUGGCUGAACUAACAUGUCACCGUUGGACUGAAGAAGACAACAACGUGAUGGGACCAAGUCGUACACCAGAGGAUGAAAGACAAUAUUGUGAAGGUGUCUUGGGUUAUAUAUUUACACAAGGAAAAAAUGAAGAGUAUCCAGGAUGUGGGGAAUGUUGGUGUUGUAAACCAUUAGAUUUAGUAUGUCACCACUGGACUGAAGAAGACAACAACGCGAUGGGACCAAGUCGUACACCAGAGGAAGAAAGUCAAUACUGCGAAGAUGUUUUAGGUUAUACGUUUACACAAGGAAAGAAUGAAGAGUAUCCAGGAUGUGGGGAAUGCUGGUGUUGUAAACCAAAAGAUUUAGUAUGUCACACCUGGACUGAAGAAGACAACAAAGCUAUGGGACCAAGUCGUACACCAGAUGAUGAAAGAAAAUAUUGUGAAGGUGUCCUAGGUUAUACGUUUACACAAGGGGAUAAUUAUUACUACCCAAAAUGUGAGGAAUGCUGGUGUUGUAAGCCAGAAAGUACACCUUUUUAAAGUGCAAAGAUGGCUACUUCACUCAAAGAGCAAACACAAUUUUCUGGACGAAAUAUAUGAUUGAUUUUAUUUAUCAUGCUCUUUAAUAAAUGAUUAAAAUGUA